UGAGCCACCGCAACUACAUUCUCACGGGAUCCAUCGUUCUCUUGGUGUUGGCAACCGCAGCCAGUGGCACGGCGUGGGUCGUUCUUGCUUUGCAGGCAGGAACAUACGAGCAUCUGCUGAGAAUCACGCCGCUCACGAUUGCGAUCAAUGCGCUAUCAACCACCGCCGACAUUAUUAUCACUUCGACGUUGUGCUAUAUGCUGGCGAAAACGCGACCGACGUCCUUGCAAACGGAGUCAGUUGUGAAUCGAUUGAUCCUGUUUACCAUCAACACAGGCUUGCUGACCAGCUUUUGUGCUGUUCUGUCUUUGAUAUUCUUGAUCGUCUCCCCACGGACACUGAUCUACGCGGCAUUCUACUUCUGCAUCGGACGCCUGUACUCGAACGCGCUGCUCGCAAGUCUCAACGCGCGGGCCGUGAUCCGGGGACGCAUCAAUGAUGUGGACAACAACUUCCGGAUCAAGACGGACGGCAGCGGGCCGCGCAGCGCGACGCAGCUGUCGAUGGACGUCUUUGCGCGGCAGGACGAGUCCGCGGCGGGGGACAUGAACAUCGCGGUGCGCGUGCAGCGCGAGACCAAGUCGUUCAUGGACGACGACUCGUUCAAGAAGGGCACGUUCGCAAAGCGCGAGCCGACGCCGGAGAUGCCGAGGAAUCAUUCGGACGGUGCAUAAAUCGUACAGGGAUGGAUGGAUCGAUGGGAUGCGCCGAGCACUGACAUUAUUAUCACACUUACCUGCCCACGCCACUCCCUCCCCCGACCGUCGUUAAAAGCCGAGCGCCACAGCAGCUGUAUAUUUGCUGGGCGCCGGCGCGCAUACUUACUGUUAUUGACUCAUCUAUUCACUCGCUACAUCGUCACCAGUGGAUCGUCUUCGUGUAUUAAUUAGAUAUGGAUAUGGAGCCUGCGCGUGCCGGUCGGAGUUCUGCCCUCUUCGGCGUCGCAGUAAUUUGGGCUGUCGGGGAGAACCUCGGCGGCCCCCGAUGGGCUUUCGUUGUAUUAAUUGGAUAUGGAUAUGGAACCUGUGCGCGCCAGUCGGAGUUCUGCCCAGAGAUUAUGAACCUUGCCUCGAAAAAAAAACUAAGUCUUACUCAGCUCCCCGGCCCUCGUUACGCGCAGCCAUGGCCAAGCGAGUGUCCGGUAGAUGUGUUCUCCCGGGUACUUGUGUCCACACGAGAUAGGGAUGAUUCUUCUCUCCGUUCCAAAUGCCCGUCGCCCCCUCCUCGCCGAGUGACGUUUGACAUACAUAAAACUGCUCCAUCCUUCUUUUUCUUGCGUUGAACUUCGAAGCCCGAAGCGCCCGGCAAAAUACUUGAUUGCACUGAUCUUGCCUGGAAAUCCGUGCCGCCGCGGCCGGGGACACCCGGAUGCGUAUCAACUCGGGGGAUGGCCGGUCAGUUACGUAUCCAGUCGGAGACGGGGGGGUACUUAGUGCAUGAUGUCCGUCCGUUCGUCUGCGAUGCACGCGGUGAGUCGACGGAGGCCGCAGCGCUGCGCACAUAAGCGGCUCGAGUUCCGGUCAUUUAUGGCUCGUUCCGUCGCACGGCGGGCGCGAUCCCACCGGAGACGGGUCCACCCGAUAAUUGGUGGUGUGGUCGACCCGUGGUGGCGGAGUGCGGGGAUGGGCCGUUUCUGUAUCCGUCAGUUGGCCGACGCGGGAGCGCAGCUCUGUGCAAGCAGUACUUUCGAAUCUCGGUGAGUCGGUUAUAGUCUCUCCCUCGCACACCUGGUCGGAGUGUCUCCCGCGGGGGCGAUUCUACCGGAAGUGCUGCUGUAAGGAUUCAUCCGUUUCGAGACCGGGCUCGAUAUUCGGAUACGGUAACAUUACUUGAAGCUGAUGGAAUUUCAGUGAGAUAGCUUGAACGCAACGCGAGAGAAGGCUUUGAUUGGAAUCAGAGGAAACGGAUUAUCCUGAUCAACCCUGAAUCGUGACGUCUCGCAUAGCUACUGUUCUGCUGUUGGCCUCAAACAACAAGCGACCGCCAUUGGCCUCGAGCAACAAGCGACCGUAGAAGAAAUUCGGGUAGACUGCAUUUGGUAUCCAAGCGGGCUGAAAAUGGGUCGUCCGUCUCUGAUGGGAUCAGGCAUAUUCGUCUCCACACUUCCACUCCAGCUGGGAGUCGAAGCUGCUGGAUCCAACGAGGAAAUCAGAAAACUCGCGGGAGCCUCCCUCGCCCGCCCGCGAUGAUCUCCAGAAGCGCUCUCCGUCUCUUCCACCGGUGUUUUCGUGCGACGAACAGCAGACCUACAAUGACGCUAAACAGGGAAUUUGAACCCGGCAUACUCGCGGGAGCCUCGCCUGCCCGCCCGUGAUGAUCUCCAGAAGCAUUCUCCGUCUCUUCCACCGGUGUUUCCGUGCGACGAACAGCAGACCUAUAUACGAACUUGCGAGCUAAACAGGGAAUUUGAACUUGAUGCCACACACACCCACGACAGGGCACGUCUUUCCCUCGCGCAACUCGCCGGAGUAUCGCCCGCGGGGGACGAUCCCACCGGAAAUGCUGUAAGGUGCCUCCACACCCCGGGGACAGAGACCAUCGUCGGACCUGUUUUCUCGUGCCGGUGCGAGAUUCUGAGGGGUAAGUUCAUGGAUGAGCCCUGCUUAGCUCAGAUGGAAGCGCUGCAAGUUCAUGGAUG
Mycena citricolor is the source of this 2638-nucleotide messenger RNA. The record is from the annotation of a GenBank genome assembly. NCBI's taxonomy places the organism in Eukaryota, Fungi, Basidiomycota, Agaricomycetes, Agaricales, Mycenaceae.